CUCUCGCGCCCGCCAUUUCCUCUGAGGUCUUGGGGGUGAGAGAAGAUCCUCCAAAAUUAGCACUGUUCCUGCCGAAGCCAACCGUCGACAAGCUUCUCUCUCUUCCCUUAUCGCCCCAUGGAGUUUCUAAUCUCUUUCUGGCCACCCUGAACGAAUACCAUCUUCACUUUCAACCCUUUCAGAAGCACAUGUUGAAGGCGCAUUCUAGGGUUUGAACGCCCUAGAACUCGUUUCGGUUCUUCCUACAGUUUUUCAUGCGACUUAUCCGUCACAUGAGAAGGACCGGGACGAGUGGUUUCGCCCUCUAUUAUUAAUUCAAUUGAUGCCCCCUUGAUUCCCAUGAGUUCGAAAAUGUCAGCAAACAUGGCUUCGAAGGGGGUUGAAAAUAUGAGUUUACUUCCUGUUAAACACCGGCUCAUAGAUUACUUCACUAUAACUUUGUAUAUUCGUAAUCUUGUAUCGAAGAAAAGGAGGAGAAUGCUUGUUGGUGGUUAUGAUCUUGACAUGUCAUAUAUCACAAACCGUGUCUUGGCAAUGUCAUUUCCUGCAGAGCGCAUACGGUCAGUCUAUCGUAAUCCUCUCUGGCAGGUGAAGUCUGUGCUGGACAUGGAACAUCAUAGCCAUUAUAAGGUGUACAAUUUGUGUAUUGAAGAGACGUAUGAUCCAUCCCAUUUUCAUGGCCUAAUGGAGAGAUUUCCGUUUGACGACAACCACGUCCCACCUCUCCCAAUGAUGAAACAAUUCUGUGAAAGUGUGAAUUCAUGGCUUUCAAAUGAUCCCAAAAACAUUGUUGUUAUACACUGCAUGGCAGGGAAAGGUCGGACAGGACUUAUGGUAUGUGCCUACCUUGUUUACACUGGCUUGUCUGCAGAGGAGGCUCUCCAGUUGUAUGCACAUAAACGUACAACCAAUAAUGAAGGUGUUUCUAUCCCAAGCCAGCGUCGGUAUGUAGGUUAUUGGGAGCAAGUACUUAAAUUUCCCAAGGGAGUUGACAAUGGCCUUCCAGUGGUGGAAUUGCCUCAACCAUGUAGUAGAGAACUGCUUCGAAUCAGACUUUAUGAUACAACCAAUAUAGAUGCCAUCUACUUUGUGGCCUCGGAGUUGCAAGAGAUUCCUGGUGAGCGAUAUCGUCCAUCUGUUGAAAUGGUCAAGAAUUGCUGUAGACCUGUCAAGAAAGGGAGCAGCCCUAGGUACCACAUUUCCUUUAUUCAGCAAGGUGAAGAAGAUAGCAAUGCAAAGGAAAUGGAGGAACCUCGUCGCGUAGUCCAAAUGGAAACGGAGCAUCAUGUCUUCCACCAGAGGACCUGCCUCGAGUGCUCUUUUGAGAAACCGAUAAAGGUUAGUGGAGAUGUACGAGUUAUAUUUUACGAGAAGUUGAUUGGAGGGCGUCUUUUCUAUGCUUGCUUCAACACAGGCUUUAUAACAAAUAGCUUACUACAGUUUUCUGUGAAGGAUUUGGAUAAAAUUGGGAAAAGAGGUCAAUCUAUUUCUGGGCCUGCAUUUUGUGUAGAGCUUCUAUUUGGUCCGGCUAACUCGAGUGGAAUGAUUGCAGUUCCAUCCGAAGAAGAUUGGAUUUAAGUUGUAUUUUUUGUUACCAUGGUUGGUUUGCCAGAAGAAAAUACUAAUAAUAAUUUGAUGCAAAAGUCUCAAAUGUAGUAUUAUUAUUAUUACAUCUAUUGUGGAGGAUUUCAUUUUCUCCCUAACUGUAUAUUCUUUCAAAAAAACAAA
This is a messenger RNA of Impatiens glandulifera, 1728 nucleotides long. RefSeq names its product phosphatidylinositol 3,4,5-trisphosphate 3-phosphatase and protein-tyrosine-phosphatase PTEN1. Gene Ontology annotation, molecular function: protein tyrosine phosphatase activity; phosphatidylinositol-3,4,5-trisphosphate 3-phosphatase activity. Gene Ontology annotation, cellular component: cytosol. The record is from RefSeq and is a predicted model, not a curated record. Bases 340 to 1578 code for a protein of 412 amino acids. NCBI's taxonomy places the organism in Eukaryota, Viridiplantae, Streptophyta, Magnoliopsida, Ericales, Balsaminaceae. The transcript is spliced from 8 exons. Gene Ontology annotation, biological process: phosphatidylinositol dephosphorylation; protein dephosphorylation.